Molecule: messenger RNA, 3091 nt
Organism: Triticum dicoccoides
Lineage: Eukaryota; Viridiplantae; Streptophyta; Magnoliopsida; Poales; Poaceae
Product: probable receptor-like protein kinase At5g20050
Exons: 2
Coding region: 446-1819 (457 amino acids)
Biological process (GO): protein phosphorylation
Molecular function (GO): ATP binding; protein kinase activity
Source: RefSeq, a predicted model, not a curated record
AGGAAAUUGUCAAUCAAGCUCUAGUUUCUUUGUAGUAACAUUUAGUUGUUUGCUGAAACAUUCAAACCUUGGAUUUGUCUAAAGUGCAGGCUUCACCAACCACACUAUCCACUGAUGUCACUGAAAGGCGUUGAAUCCCUCUUUGCUCAUCUACUUAAUCAACUUAACAAUUGAAAGUGCGAAUGAAAUUCUUGAUGAAAUUCCCCGUGGCGCGAUGCCAUUUGUGUCGCUUGUCGCGCCAAAUCGGUUCUUGGUUUGAACAUUUCCUCGCCUGUUGCCUAUCCUAUUUGAAAUUUACGACUCAAGGGAGACCAGAGGAAAGCUCAAAAAUUUCAAGUUGAGAAUGUCGUUGUCAUCUUUUAUGAUUUGCAAGGAUCAACAUUCAGCAAGUCAAAACUGGGAGUAGGACGAGGUAAAGAGCUCAGAAGAUGGUCUGGUACCACGGAUGGGGAGCAGAACGGCCAAGGUCCUCGCCGUCGCGGUGGCCAGCACGGUGCUCGUCGCCGCCGAGGUGGCCCUCUACCUCUGCCUGCGUCUGUCGAGGCCCUUCUACCUCUCCACGGCCGCCGUCCUGGCGGCGACGGUCCUGACGCUGCUGGUCAUGCUCCACUGCACGGCGGGGCGGGCGGACCGCAUGGCGGCGCGGCGGGCGCUGGACGACGGCGAGGAGCUGCGGGCCGAGUACAGCUACUUCCGCAAGGUGGCCGGGCUGCCGCGCAAGUUCUCGCUGCACGCGCUGGCGGCGGCCACGGACGACUUCCGGUGCGUGGCCGGGCGGGGCGCCUCGGGCACCGUCUUCCGCGGCGUCCUCGACGACGGCACCCCCGUCGCCGUCAAGCGGAUCGCCGACGACGGCCGCGCCGCCGCCGGACGCGCCGACAAGGAGUUCCGGGCGGAGGUGGCCGCCAUCGCCGGCGCGCAGCACGUCAACCUGGCCCGCCUCCUCGGCUUCUGCCUCGGCUCCCCGCGCUUCCUCGUCUACGAGUACAUGGACCACGGCUCCCUCGACCGCUGGAUCUUCCCCGCCCCCACCCCCGCCGAUGACGCCGCCGCCGACGCCCGCCCGCGCGGCUGCCUGCCGUGGCCGCGCCGCUACCAGGUCGCCGUCGACGUCGCCAAGGCGCUCGCCUACCUGCACCACGACUGCCGCUCCAAGGUGCUGCACCUGGACGUGAAGCCGGAGAACAUCCUCCUCGACGACGGCUUCCGGGGCGUCCUCUCCGACUUCGGCCUCUCCAAGCUGGCCGGCAAGGACCAGAGCCGGGUGGUCACGGCGGUGCGCGGCACCGCGGGCUACCUCGCGCCCGAGUGGCUCCUCGGCGCCGGCGUCACGGAUAAGUCCGACGUCUACAGCUACGGCAUGGUGCUGCUGGAGCUGGUCGCCGGCCGCCGCUGCGUGCGGCCGGAGGAGGACGGCGGGUGGUCGUACCUGCCCAAGAUCGCCGCCGAGAUGACGCGGGCGGGGCGCGUGAUGGAGGUCGUGGACCGGAGGCUCUCCUCCGGCGUCGGGGACGCGGAGCAGGCGGCGGUGCGGCGCGCGGUGCACGUGGCGCUGUGGUGCGCGCAGGAGAAGGCCGGGGCGCGGCCGAGCAUGGCGCGCGUGCUGGAGAUGCUGGAGGGGAGGGUCGCCGGGGAGGUGGAGGCGCCGCCGCCGUCCGACACAAUCAUGGAGGACCUUCUGGCGCUCGGCCACGCCCGCGCGCGGGGCGGCGGGCCGUUCCGGCUGCCGUCGGCGGGCCCGGCCGGGAGGGCCGCCUCGUCGGCGUCGGUGCUGAGCAAGUACGACUCGUUCGUCAUGUCCUACCUGUCAGGGAGAUAGCGCUCCUCGUCUGCACAGUCGAGUCAGCUCUUCGCCUUAACUGUAUUUGUAGGUGACUUGUGCUGACGUGGCAUGGGGGUUAGACUGUGAUUAGUCAAUCAGCUCGCCACGGAGGCGGUCCACGUGUCAAAGAAUAAAAUUUGUCGAGUGGCCACGUGGCAUGCUGCUUGUACCGAAGCGGUGACUAUUCAACCUCGGGAGCCGGGAGGAUGAAGCUAGAGGGCGAGGAACAAAAUUAGGGUUUAUUAGGGUAGGCGAUGAGGAGGCGGCCGGCGGCGAGGAGAGGGUAGCCGGUGGCACAAUUCCGGUUAGCAUGCCGGUUUGAUUGUGUUCUGGAGGUUGGACAAAAGGUCCAUAUUAACCACAAAAGAACAGAAGCUCAGGUACGAAGAAAGAAAGACUCAAAAACAUGACAAAUUAUGCAUCUAUGCUGGGUGUAGAUAAAAAAGAAGCCGCCAUUCAGUAUUUACUGCAGACUCCAUUUGACUUUGUUCUCAUUCCAGAACUUUUUUCAGAUGGAAUAUCUCUAUCAGUUGCUUAUUAGGUGCGAUGUUACAAACUUGAGUACACAAUGAAUAUGGACAGAAUAUAAUUUUAAUAAAUAUAUUAGUCACCUGUUUGUGGCUCUAUGCGUAUAAAGCUAAAAUGAUACAUUGGAUGCCUAGGGGUAGCACCACCACAUUCUUGCCCACUACGACACAGCGUUGUUAGUGAUUUAUACUGGAUAUUUCUUUCCCCUGUUGUCCGAUGGCUGCUUCUGCUUAUCAUGUUAAUUCUAUUUUACAUGUUGAAACAAAGAAUUGUGAGAAAUCAUCUUCUAUGUAGUAAAAUGUAUUUCUGUCAUUUGCCAUUGGAAAACAGCAUAUUUCUUCCACGCCGCCACUCCAUGAGUUUGAUUCCUACAUGCCAUCACAGUGAAACCUCCAGCCCGUUUCCCCCCUGAUUUCACAUGCAAGGCAGUAAACUGAAAAUCCCCUCUACGAUGCAACUGAAUGUUUCCUAGUUUCAGCGAUGCAAGAAACAACAAACUAUCUAUGUUGGGUGCUUGCUUACAUUCCUGAUCCAGGAAAGAAGCGUGAGCAAUCUCGAAUUGAACGAGAUACACAGGUCUUCUUCGACUCCUAGUUCAUCCUAAUCUCCUAGGGCUUCGAGUUUGCAUUUCAUCAACGGUACAGGACAAACUCUCCAGCAACAGGGGAAAAAAUGCCCCCAUGACCAGUCGCACCAUACGCGUCAGCCCAGAUAGACAAAUCACUGCGCCCUGCGACUAGG